GGAUCCCAAUCCUAAUGAACAUAACUCGGUGCCUCAUAUAAUUUUCUUCCAUUUUAACCGCUUAAAUCACAAGUUUCCUCAAUUGAAUCACUUGUCAUAUGUUGCAUUUUUCGAUUACAAUCAUUCCAGAAUCCUCAGCAAAAAACCUUGAUUAUUUCUUUCCUUUUUCACAGUGAUUCAGUUUCUUGCUAACCAAGAUUUGUUGAACCACCUGGUUUGUGUAUAUAUACACCACCCCAGAUAGCAUGUUCUCUACACACUUCUCAAACCAACCUUGAAAAUUUCCCUUCUUUUGAACCCUUUCACUCCCAUUUCCAAUGGCUCCUCCCAAUGAACCAGUUAACCCCACCCUCAGUUCUGAGCCUUUGGAACAGAUUUUCCAUUUGUCUGAUGGAAAAUUCACUGUGAAAACUGUUCCUUUGCUGUCUCAGGUUCCUCAGAAUGUCUCUUUCACUCCCUUUUCCUCUGUUGAAUCUGAUGCCCCACCUUCCAUUCUUCACCGUGUCCUUGCUAGUUCCCACAAAGGUGGAUUCUUUGGGUUUUCCCAGGAAACCCCAUCUGACAGAUUGAUGAAUUCCUUGGGUAGUUUCAGUGGGAGGGACUUCCUUAGCAUUUUCAGGUUCAAAACAUGGUGGUCUACUCAGUGGGUGGGGAAUUCUGGUUCUGAUCUUCAAAUGGAAACUCAGUGGGUUCUCAUUGAUGUUCCUGAGAUUAAGUCCUAUGUGAUCAUCAUUCCCAUCAUUGAAGGGAGUUUCAGGUCUGCUCUCUUUCCUGGCUCUGAUGGGAAUGUUAUGAUUGGUGCUGAGAGUGGUUCCACACAAGUGAAAGCUUCAAGGUUUCAUUCCAUUGCCUAUGUUCAUGUCUCUGAAAACCCUUACAAUUUGAUGAGAGAGGCCUAUAGUGCUCUCAGGGUUCAUCUCAACACUUUCAGGCUCUUGGAAGAGAAAACUUUACCAAGCAUGGUUGAUAAGUUUGGUUGGUGCACUUGGGAUGCUUUCUAUUUAACUGUGGACCCUGUUGGAAUCUGGCAUGGUCUUAAGGAUUUUGCUGAAGCCGGUUUCGCACCGAGGUUUUUGAUUGUUGAUGAUGGAUGGCAGAGUAUCAAUUUGGAUGGUGAUGACCCCCAUGAAGAUGCAAAGGGUCUUAUUCUUUGUGGUGGCCAAAUGUCUGCAAGGCUUCACAGGCUAGAUGAGUGUGAAAAGUUCAGAAAUUACCAACCUGGUCUCAUGUUGGGCCCGGAUGCUCCUCCUUUCAAUCCAAAACCGAGAAAGGACUUGAUUGCAAAGGCAUUUGAUCGCGAGCAUUUGGAGAUCCAACGCGACGAAGCUAUCGAAUCUGGAAGUUCCAAUGUGGCUGAGAUUGAAACUAAGCUCCAGCAGGUGGUAAAGGAAAUCAAUGAUAUCCUUGGGGGAAUCCAAUUGCUAAGCAAAAGAGAAUGUGGAACAAGUGGUAGGUUGAAGGCUUUCACCAAGGACUUGAGGACUUGUUUCAAGGGUUUGGAUGAUAUUUAUAUGUGGCAUGCAGUUUGUGGUGCCUGGGGUGGUGUGAAGCCAGGAGCUACACAUUUGAACUCAAAAUUAGCCCCUUGCAUAGUCUCACCUGGCCUUGAUGGGACAAUGCCUGAUCUUGCUGUGGUUAGAAUAGUCAAUGGUUCAAUUGGGCUUGUUCAUCCUGAACAAGCCAAUGACUUGUACAACUCCAUGCACUCUUACCUUGCUGAAUCUGGUGUCACUGGAGUCAAAGUUGAUGUCAUGCAAUCUAUUGAAUAUGUAAGUGAGGAAUAUGGAGGCAGGGUCGAGCUUGCAAAGGCUUACUAUGAUGGGUUGACAGACUCCAUCAUCAAGAAUUUCAAUGGAAAUGGAAUCAUUGCCAGCAUGCAGCAGUGCAACGACUUUUUCUUCCUGGGAACUAAGCAAGUUUCCAUGGCAAGAGCUGGGGAUGACUUUUGGGUCCAGGGUCCCAAUGAAGACCCAAUGGGAGUUUUUUGGCUACAAGGUGUGCACAUGAUUCAUUGUUCCUACAACAGCUUGUGGAUGGGGCAAAUGAUUCAACCUGAUUGGGACAUGUUUCAAUCAGAUCAUGUGUGUGCCAAGUAUCAUGCAGGUUCAAGGGCUAUUAGUGGUGGUCCAGUCUAUUUCAGUGACCAUGUAGGUUCCCAUGACUUUGAUCUGAUUAGGAAGCUUGUGUUCCCUGAUGGGUCCGUGCCCAAAUGCAUACAUUUCCCCCUUCCAACCAGAGAUUGCCUUUUCAAGAAUCCUCUAUUCGACCAAGAAACUGUUCUCAAACUUUGGAACUUCAACAAGUAUGGAGGAGUGAUUGGUGCUUUCAACUGUCAAGGAGCUGGAUGGGACCCUAAGGUGCAAAAAAUAAGGGGUUUCCCUGAGAGUUACAAGCCACUGUCUGGUUCUGUGCAUGUAACUGAGAUUGAAUGGGAUCAGAAAAAAGAAGCAUCCCACAUGGGUAAGGCGGAGGAGUACAUAGUCUACCUCAAUCAAGCUGAAGAACUCUUUUUGAUGACCCCCAAGUCUGAACCAAUUCAAAUCACCAUCCAACCUUCAACCUUUGAACUCUACAGCUUUGUCCCAGUCACAAAGGUAGGUGGUGGCAGCAUCAAAUUUGCACCAAUUGGGCUGACAAACAUGUUCAACAGUGGAGGUACAAUCCUAGAGUUGGAAUGUGUUGACCUUGGUGCUAAGCUUAAGGUUAAAGGUGGUGGGAACUUCCUUGCUUACUCAAGUGAAUCUCCAAAGAAGCUCCAAUUGAAUGGUUCUGAGGUCACUUUUGAGUGGCUGCCAAAUGGAAAAUUGUCUCUCAACCUUCCUUGGAUCGAAGAGAAUGGAGGGGUUUCUGAUUUGGCAUUUUUCUUCUAGAUAUAUUUUGUUUUGGUUCUUACUUUAAAACAAUUUUGGGACUUGGUUUGUUUUUUCCAUUACCAAGUAGCGAUUGGGAAUGGUUUUAUGUAAUGGAUUUUACCAUUCUCUAGUAUAUCGCUUUUUCUUUUUGCUGAAGUUUUUCGUGGUAAACUUUUGUUGAAGUUUUAAUAAACUAUAAAUCCUUUUGGUUUGCUAUUUCA
Molecule: messenger RNA, 3073 nt
Organism: Lotus japonicus
Lineage: Eukaryota; Viridiplantae; Streptophyta; Magnoliopsida; Fabales; Fabaceae
Product: stachyose synthase
Exons: 4
Coding region: 318-2870 (850 amino acids)
Source: RefSeq, a predicted model, not a curated record